AUGGAGAAAUUGGAAGCUCUCGCUCACGCCACAGCGAUGCUUGCAUCAGUGUUUCCCUCUGUCAGUGACAGUGAGUUUCGCCUGUCGAACCUUUGGAUGGAAUGUCAUAUGCUGCUUCCUCAAGUUCAGGCUGUCCUUUCCAGGUGUAAUGCCGCUGAUCUAGAUAUCCCAAGCGACUUCAUACCUGUUAUGUGUGCAUGCGGGCGAUAUUUGCUUGAGCGACGUUCUUUCGACGAUGCAGAAAGCAUGUUUAUCGCCGCCAAACAAGCCUGUAAAGCACAUGGACUCCAGAAUUGGGAACAGGCGCAGUUUGUUCAGCGAAGCCUAGCUGGAAUCAUACUAGAGAGCUCUGUCUUCCGCUGUGACGAGGCUAUCAAUAUCUUGCAAGAUGUUGUGGAUCACUACCAAAAGUCUCGAGACCCAAACGACCCAGUUCUUGGUGUUACCUACUCUGAUCUCGCACAAGCAUUCACGGCUCGGGGUGAUUUUGAUCAAGGUAUCAGCCUCUGUGAGAAAGCUUUGGACAUUGUAACGAAAAUUGAAGAUAAAGGCAAACGUCGAGACACUCUAUUUCAUGUUCACCACAACAUGGGCCGUAUCUACGAGAUGAAGGGAAUUCCCGAUGAAGCGCUCCGUCUACAUUUGUUUGAGGGAGACCCUCACGGUAACGGAUUACGCCAGGAACAAAGCGUUUAUGGGGCGUGGAAUCUCUACGCUGUUGGAAAUUGUUUACAACUUCAGAAGGAUCCGCGCGCGAUAGAGACUCACGCCAAGGCCCUUCAGAUCAGAGAAGACCUGCUUGGCGAUCAUUACUUUACUGCAAUGUCUUAUCAUAAGCUUGGUGAACUAUAUUUGGAGGGGCAAUCAUUUCAUGAAGCAAGCGAUGCGUUUGAGAAAGCCCAUGAUAUCCUAGAGAUUCCAUCAGCCAAGACAAAGGCAGAGCUAGCAAGGACUGCCUGGUACUGGAGCAGCGCAAAGGAAGGCAUGCAUGAUGUAUUUGAGGCUAGGAAAUUGAGGGACAAAGCAAUUUGUAUUGGAACCGAGCUGUUAAGGCCUCGUAAAGUUGAGAAGUGGGUUGAUAAAGAGUUUGACAAUCUUGUUGUAUAUUAUAACAGAUAA
Fusarium musae is the source of this 1119-nucleotide messenger RNA. RefSeq lists its product as uncharacterized. Lineage: Eukaryota; Fungi; Ascomycota; Sordariomycetes; Hypocreales; Nectriaceae. Bases 1 to 1119 code for a protein of 372 amino acids. The record is from RefSeq and is a predicted model, not a curated record. The transcript has a single exon. Gene Ontology annotation, molecular function: protein binding.